Messenger RNA from Ochlerotatus camptorhynchus, 2277 nucleotides. Its product is annotated as zinc finger protein 62-like. Bases 208 to 2157 code for a protein of 649 amino acids. Gene Ontology annotation, biological process: positive regulation of transcription by RNA polymerase II. Gene Ontology annotation, molecular function: zinc ion binding. Gene Ontology annotation, cellular component: nucleus. The record is from RefSeq and is a predicted model, not a curated record. The transcript has 4 exons. NCBI's taxonomy places the organism in Eukaryota, Metazoa, Arthropoda, Insecta, Diptera, Culicidae.
AAGCAACUCAUUCAUCAAAAGGAUCAUUCUUAUUUAACUGUGGGUGCUAGAUAGAACUGAGCGUGAAAAUGCUUGUAAAAAGUGUAUAGCAUCUUAGGACUGCCAACUAGCCGAACAUUGCAAAUCGUUCAUUCAAGUUGUUUCAAUUUUAAUUUCGGCUAAUCUGGCUAAUCUAACUGGCAUGCAAUAUCUAGUGCCUAAUUCAGGAUGGAUGCAUAUUGUCGCACUUGUUCUGGAGUGGGUGACACUCGAGUGUUCAACCUGAGCACCGUGUCACAGAUCAGCAGUGUGCGAAUUGAAGACAUGCUAAUAUAUUGUACACAACUGGAGGUAACCCCAGAAGAUAAUUUGCCGCAGCAGAUUUGUUUCAACUGCUUCAUGUCACUGAACUCGGCAUUUGAGUUUCGCAAACUUUGCUACAAGUCAGAUAAUGCUUUUCGGGAAACACUUCAAACCACUCUACAGGAAAUGGAAAUUGUUCCGAAAUUAGAUGUAAAUCAAAUAACGGAUCAAUGCCCAGCAGGUGUAAUGAUCAAACAAGAAUGCCUGGAACUGGAUGAGUUUACCAUAUCCAUUAUAGGCGACAUUGAAAACUGUUCGGACUCGAAUGAUUUUCCCACACACGAUCAGAUGCAAAAUGAAGCUAGGAAAAAAUACUCGUGCGAAAAAUGUGACUUUACCACUGAUUCAGCAAAUAUAUUUAAAAGGCAUAAAAAUCGAAAGCACCCUGUUCAGAUCAGGAAGACUGACAAUGUUGGUCCGGAUAGCUUAAAAGCAUGCUCUCAAGUAAAAAGAAUGCGUACUAUAUACAAAUGUGGAGAAUGCUUCUUCCAGAACUACUCCGUCACUAAACUUAGAAUCCACCAGGCCAGUAAAGGCCACACAAAGUUAACAACAUAUCGAGGAGUUUUGCCUUUGAGAAGAUUUGAUGAAAGAAAGGCUUACACAUGUCCCCAUUGUGGAGCCCGAUUCGGCUAUAAGGAAAAUGUGAACAAACAUAUCCAGGUAGCAUGUCGAGCAUUUCACAACAAUGCGCUCAAAAUUGAAGAAUCCGCAAUAAGAAAUGAUCAACUUGCGUCCUCGAUCAAAACUCCUGAUGAGAUAAAGUUUCGCAUCGAAUAUCGCUGCUCAAAGUGCAAACAAUCAUUCGUCGCUAGAUCGGCUUAUGUUCGUCACAAGAAGCAGAAUGAAUGUCCCUCAGCAUCAUCCAAGAAGCAGGACAAUUUAUUGCCUUAUAGGUGUGAUUUUUGCAACUAUAAAAGUUCUAGAAGGUUAAACCUGUACAGACAUCAGAUCGCACGGUGCAAAGAAGGGGUCUACCUGGAUGAAACAUUGGAACCGCAGAAUAUCUUAGGUGAUACCUUAACGAAGGUGUACAGCGAUUCGAAAGCCAUUGAGGGGUUGAAAUUAGAAUCUGGUGAGCCAAUCUUUCCCACCGAAUACCUAACGGAUGAGUACGACAAUAUCGGUACCUAUCGUCCGCCGAUCAAGCUGAUAGACUCCGUUGAAGAGUUUCAAUACUUUCUCGUAAUUAAAAUGCGAGGUUUACGUUGCUGUGCUUGUAGCGUGUUCUUCCUAGAUAAAGCGUCUCUCGACGAACAUCGGCGGACAGUGCAUCUUUCGUCGGUCUGCAAAACUUUUAACGAAACAACUCAAAUUUGUGAAAAUUGCCGUUUACCCUUCUACCGAUCGGAUGGUUUCAACUAUCACAGACAGUUGGAGCUGAUUAAUCGAUUACUAUUUUGCACCACUUGUGAAGUGAUGGUGAUCGGAAACACCGCAUGGCUGGCCCACUGCAACACUCACCACGGCAAGAGAAACCUCGAUGACAGCUACGAGAAAGUGUUCAUCGGGGAGAAAUUUCGAUGCUGUAACUGUUACGUCCUGAAGGCUACUUUGGAAGCACUGGAGUCGCACCAAAUGGAGGAGCAUUUCCCGGAACGACUGAAAGAUCAAGGAGCAGUCGAAUACGAGUGCGACAAGUGUUUUAGACCGUUCGCUACAAUUGACCAAUGGGAGCGGCAUAUGGAAGUUAGGACGGCAAAGAAAUUUUACCGGUGCGGAAUAUGUCAUAUGGAGUUUUUACUGGAAAAAGAUGCCAUCGCUCAUCAGGACUCAAAUGAUAAAUGUAAGGUGGUAUCUAAAAAAAACUUGUAGGAUAUGCUUGUUCGCUCAUAUUGCACGAGUUCUGAAAUGUGUGCCUACCUACUCCUACUAGGUAUUGAAAAUCUUAGAAACUAUCGCGUCUGAGUUGAAAAUAAAUACAUGGCUUUUAAA